AAAAAAGUUCUCGUUGUUCCUCUCCACAUAACUAAAACCCUAACCCUCACAUCGUUAGCUGGUUUCGCACUCAGUGGUAGCAAACCCAACUGAAUCUCUCUUUCUAUCUGCACUGCAAUGGCGAAGAAGAAGGAGAAGAAGGUGAAUGUCUCCGGCAAGCCGAAGCACUCUCUCGACGUUAAUCGCAGCAAUGACACGAAGAAGGAGAGGCGCUCGGCCGCCACCGUGCGCCGCCUCAAGAUGUACAACACCAGGCCCGUGCGCGACCGAAAAGGAAAAGUCCUCUCCAACGAGUUUCAAUCCAAGGAGCUUCCCAGCACACGAAUUCAACCUGAUCGCCGGUGGUUUGGGAAUACGCGUGUUGUGAAUCAGAAGGAGCUGGAGUUCUUCCGGGAAGAGCUGCAGAGCCGCAUGUCGAGUAAUUACAAUGUGAUUCUUAAGGAGAAGAAACUGCCGCUGUCGCUGCUCAAUGAUCACCAGAAGCAAGCCAGGGUUCACCUGCUUGAUAGAGAGCCUUUUCAAGAUGCCUUCGGACCUAAGACCAAAAGGAAGCGCCCCAGCCUCUUGGCGGCUGACUACGAGUCCUUACUGAAGAAAGCUGAUGGUUCUCAAGAUGCUUUUGAAGAGAAGUAUGGUUCUAGUGCAUCUGGAGAAGCUAAUGAUGGGGAUGGAUUUAGAGAUUUAGUGCGGCAUACCAUGUUUGAAAAGGGUCAAAGUAAACGCAUAUGGGGUGAGCUUUACAAAGUGAUAGAUUCGUCGGAUGUGGUUGUCCAGGUUCUAGAUGCAAGGGAUCCACAAGGCACAAGGUGUUACCAUUUAGAGAAGCAUUUGAAGGAAAAUUGUAAGCACAAACACAUGGUGCUUUUAUUGAACAAGUGUGAUCUAGUUCCUGCUUGGGCAACAAAAGGAUGGCUUAGAGUUUUGUCUAAAGAAUUUCCAACUCUUGCAUUCCAUGCAAACAUUAACAAGUCCUUUGGAAAAGGUUCUCUUCUAUCAGUACUUAGACAAUUUGCACGUUUGAAACGGGAUAAGCAAGCAAUAUCUGUUGGAUUUGUUGGAUAUCCAAAUGUUGGGAAGUCAUCAGUAAUCAACACUUUGCGUACAAAGAAUGUCUGCAAGGUUGCUCCAAUUCCAGGGGAAACGAAAGUCUGGCAGUAUAUUACGCUUACGAAGAGAAUCUUUUUGAUAGAUUGUCCAGGUGUAGUCUACCACAACAAUGAUUCUGAGACAGAUGUUGUGUUGAAGGGUGUGGUGCGGGUAACUAAUUUGAAAGAUGCUGCAGACCAUAUAGGCGAGGUGUUGAAACGUGUGAAGAAAGCACAUUUGGAGAGAGCAUACAAAAUAAAAGAUUGGGAGGACGAGAAUGACUUCUUACUGCAGCUUUGCAAAUCAAGUGGCAAACUUCUGAGGGGUGGUGAGCCUGACCUGAUGACUGGAGCAAAAAUGGUACUUCAUGACUGGCAGAGGGGUAGAAUUCCCUUUUUUGUUCCUCCUCCUAAGCAGGAAGAAGGGUCUGAAGAACCUAAUGUUAAUGGUGUUGACAUAGAUGAUACAGUUGAUGGCAAUGAAGCAUCUGCUGCUAUUAAGGCUAUCGCAGAUGUUCUUUCAUCACAGCAGCAAAUAAGUGUUCCUGUUCAAAAGGAUUUAUAUAGUGAGAAUGAGUUGAAGGGGGAGGCGACUGAGCAACCACCUAACCAUAACGCAGACGAAGAUAUUCCAGCUCCUGAUAGUGUUACAUCUGAACAGGAUUCACCUCCUAAGGUUCCAUCUGAGCUGGGCCCAAUCAGUGAGUAAUAACUUAUGGUUGCAUUGGAGGUUUUAGGAAAUUUUAUGUAAAUUAUAAGUUGGCUCUAUUUCCAUCCUCUAAAAAGCUUGGAAUAGAACAACUCCUUUUCCUUUCGCAUCAUUUCUGUGGCCAGCUUCAUUUUUGGGAGUUCAUCUACCUCACAACGACGCUUGUUAAAUGCAUCGAUUUUGCUUCCGGGAAUGUUGCUGUAUUGAUGUUUGGAUUUGUGAGAUAGAGAAAGUACUGCUAUGUGCUAUGAGAUCAUAAGAGCACCCACAUGAGAGGUUUUGUUUUGUUGAGUAUUGGUUUUAUUUAGUUAUUAUUUAUGCAUUAGAUGUAGCGAUAUAGCUUUUGUACCAUGGUGGAAAUUUUGUUUUAUUUCGUAAUAUACCAUUAUAUGAUUCAAAGUUGUAAGUGUGGAUUGAUGGUUUUCUUCACAAAGCGGAUAUUCAUGAUAUUUGACA
This is a messenger RNA of Vigna unguiculata (cowpea), 2250 nucleotides long. It is a transcript of the gene ATNUG2, whose product is annotated as GTP-binding family protein. Gene Ontology annotation, molecular function: GTP binding. Lineage: Eukaryota; Viridiplantae; Streptophyta; Magnoliopsida; Fabales; Fabaceae. Gene Ontology annotation, cellular component: nucleolus. The record is from RefSeq and is a predicted model, not a curated record.